Sungouiella intermedia is the source of this 657-nucleotide messenger RNA. NCBI's taxonomy places the organism in Eukaryota, Fungi, Ascomycota, Pichiomycetes, Serinales, Metschnikowiaceae. The record is from the annotation of a GenBank genome assembly.
AUGCCUCCCAAAUUCACCAAAUCCGCUAGGUAUACCCAAAUUACACAGCUGGCCGAGACAGAGGUUUUAGACCAGUACGAAUGCAUAUUGGAGUCGGGACUUUCGCCUGAUGUUCUUCUAUCGCACAUUCCAGCUAUACUCAAGAAGCUACGAGUCCCCCAAUGCUUUACAAAAGAUAUAUGCCAAUGUAUUCAGUGGUUUUACGAUACGGGGCAUGCUAAUGUUUCUACUGAGAGCCCAAGGUGGGCCAUUGUCGAGCAAUUGCUUCUUCACUUGACCAUCUCCAGCAAGUUGAAUGGAGUGUUGCAAGUUUCUGAUAUUGUCGACAUUGACAAGCUCGUGACGUUUUGUAAUCGUCUUUUGCGUUUUCGUGACCACUAUCGGAUAAUCAGGCAAGCAUGGAGCUUGUUUGUGGAAGCAUCAGGAAACAAGAAUGUGGAUGUUACAACGUUCAGACUUUCCAUGAAAGAUUUGACCAAGGUGAAAUCAUACUUGCAGCUUGACGACAUAAGUGACACGGUUUUGAUAGAUAUGUUAGGGUGUGGUACUUCAACCGUUGAAGGAGACGUGUACAAUUAUACUUUUCAUCAUCAUGGAUUGAGUGUCAAUAUCAAGGACUUUGCAGAGAUUAUGGGACAGUUAGGAGAAUUGGACUAA